Leptosia nina is the source of this 648-nucleotide messenger RNA. The record is from the annotation of a GenBank genome assembly. Lineage: Eukaryota; Metazoa; Arthropoda; Insecta; Lepidoptera; Pieridae.
AUGAUUCAACCAGAUUAUCCAUCUGCAAUGGGAUUAUUAUCUCAUUUGAAUUCGGACGAGUUAAAGGAAAUGCUAAAUGAUGACACGAAAUUCGAUUCAAUUUUAAAAGAUGUCAAACAGGUAAAGGACUGGGAAACGGAAAAGGAAACAAUAAUAGUGAGUAACAGAUCAUUAGCUGAGUAUAACUUGAGCAAAGAACCAGAGCUUCAAGGGUUGAAGGCUGAAGUCCAAGAAAAAUCAGAAGUUGGGGAAAACCUGUGUAGUCGUAUUCAAGAACUUCUUGAUGAGUAUAAGACAAAAUCAGCUGGUAUCUCACCAGAUACGACAUUAGCACUAUUACAAACGGCAGCAGCUGAAUCAGAAGAAGAAUCUGAAAACAUUGCACAAGAUUUUCUGACAGGAAAAAUUGAUGUUGACAAAUUCCUUGAAGACUUUGAACAAAUCAGAAAGACAAUGCACCUCAGGAAAUUCAAAGCAGAGAAAAUGGGUGAACUUUUAAGAAGUGGUCAGAGUUCUUUUGGUAAUGGGGUAUCAAAACCAUAUUUACCAUAUCCAAGCUAUGCUAACGCUCAAGGUGUUCAAAAUGUACCUUACCCAAUGGGUCCCUUAAACAUGCCUAUGCCUGGUAUGUACGGAAACCAUUUUUGA